Thrips palmi is the source of this 3919-nucleotide messenger RNA. It is a transcript of the gene Crk, whose product is annotated as adapter molecule Crk. The record is from RefSeq and is a predicted model, not a curated record. The coding region runs from base 369 to 1178 and encodes 269 amino acids. NCBI's taxonomy places the organism in Eukaryota, Metazoa, Arthropoda, Insecta, Thysanoptera, Thripidae. The transcript is spliced from 8 exons. Gene Ontology annotation, molecular function: protein binding.
UUCUUUCCACAGUGAUCUAGUGCCACACAAUUUCUCAUCCGGCACGAAUGGCCUACGAUCCGUAAGCAAGCUGCCGAACAGGAAGCUGUACGGAUUACAAUUCUGAAAGAGACACUCACCGGCCAAGAAAAUCGGCAGUGACACUCAAGGCUCCCAUUAGGGUGGUUUGGUUAUGUUGUCACUGUGAAUGUUUGACUUGCAAAUGCUGGAGAAAUUAUCUCCGGGCCCUUGUUAUCGAAAGGAUAAAAUGGUGUCUUGAAUAUCAUAUUUUUGUUUCCGUCUUUGGACGUACUGUACUGCUGCAUUCAGUGACCGUAAUCAGAAACUAAAGCAAUAACAGCCUUGUUGAGUUGGUGCAAACAUUGACAAUGGCAGCUACUUUUGAGCCUACAGACCGCGACAGUUGGUACUUUGGUCAAAUGUCUAGACAAGAUGCCACAGACCUGUUAAUGGGCGAACGAGAGGGUGGUGUUUUUCUUGUCAGAGAUAGUAAUUCCAUACUUGGAGAUUAUGUUUUGUGUGUUCGGGAAGACAGCAAAGUUAGCCAUUAUAUUAUAAAUAAAGCACAGCAAGCUAAUAACACUUCAUACCGUAUUGGAGACCAGUCCUUUCCAGACUUGCCUAGUCUAUUAUCAUUUUAUAAGCUGCACUACUUGGACACAACACCUCUCAUCAGACCAGCUCCUCGACGAAUUGAAAAAGUGAUGGCAAAAUACGACUUUGAAGGCAGUGAUCCAGAUGAUCUGCCAUUCAGCAAAGGAGAAGUUUUGACCAUUAUUCAGAAAGAUGAAGACCAAUGGUGGACAGCUAGAAAUAGUGUUGGUCAGAUGGGAUCCAUUCCAGUGCCAUAUGUUCAAAAGUAUGAAGAGAACCAAAUAGAUGGACAGAGACCUGGUUCUGGUGGAGGCACUCCAAUCCCUGUUCAACAGGAAACUGUCAUCAAAAGAUCAAACAUUCAAAGAAAACUUCCUGCCUAUGCUCGUGUAAAGCAAGCUCGAGUCCCAAAUGCUUAUGACCGCACAGCCUUGAAGUUGGAAGUCGGGGAUAUCAUAAAGGUGACAAAAAUGAACAUAAAUGGACAGUGGGAAGGUGAACUAAAUGGCAAAAAAGGCCACUUUCCAUUCACUCAUGUUGAAUUUGUAGAAAAUGAGGUUCAAGAUGGCAAUGAAGAUAGUUAGCUUAUUUUAAUAUGUGGAUGUUGACAUGUUGUUCAAUAACUAUCCAUAGCCUCAUGCUUUUAAUUUAUGGUGGAAAGGCAUUCUAGAAUUAGACACUAGAUUGGAAUAUUUUGGGAAAUAUCCUUGUCCAUUUCGAUAGGACACAGUCAUCUGUCUUGUGCAUGAAAAAAACAAAACAUUUUGAAUUUUAUUCCAAGACUAGAAUAAGUGAAACAUAACCCCUGUGGAUAAUAUGUUGCCUUAUUUACACUUUGUAUUCAUUCUUGCUCUGGAUUUAGGGCGUAAUAAAGUAUCAGUAUAUUUGUGUAAUUUUAUAGAAGAAAAUGUCCGAGCACAGAUGUAUUUUAUUACUGGACAAGCUGUACUCCUUGUGCAUAUCAAUGAUGGUGAGGUAGGGCUGUGCAUUGUUUGUGGAUGGUCGUUCCAUUUUGAAUUCUGGCAAGAUUCUUUCAAAUCAUACCUGGGUGAUGUAUAAUUCAAGUCAGUGUAUUUAUUCCAAUGAUGUAAUUUAUUUAAGGGCCAUUUAGAAACAAUCAUGGCAAUUAUGGAAGUCAUGGUAAAAAGAAUUGAUUGAUAUUUUAUAAAAGUUUGUCAGCUGCAGGAAGCAAUCUCAUUUCUUUCACUCGUAACCUUCAGCUACACAUGUUUUAUGUGAGAUGAAUGCUAUUUGAGUGAAUUUUUUAUAAGAUUGAGAUUUUUAAAGUCGAUGUUAUGGAAUGACAAGUCUGAUUAUUUUGUUGGAUUUUCUUCCUGGGUGUUUUUCCACCCACUGUGAAGUAACUGUAUGAGGCAAGUGCCAAAUGUAAGUGUUUGUAAAUAAAUUUAUCGUAUAUACUAUUGAAUGCAAGAUUUUGUCUGUAUGAAUGUAUAAAAUAGUACUGCAGAUGGAAGUACACUUACUGUUGUUGUGCCACACUUACUUGUAAAAGUGGAAGUUAUUGAUAACUUUGCCUCCCAAUGAGGACAUUUUUUUAAAGUCAUUUUCUUGGUUCUGGUUUAUGAUACAACUCAGCAUGCCAAUAGUUGAAUAUUGUAGAUGGGCUUCCAAUCUCAUUGAAAGAGAUUUUAUUUUUGAGUAUGUACAAAUAUGAAGGACGUAGUGAUGGACUACAUUAAUGAAUGCUACUUUUCAGUAAAUUUUCUUCUUUCCAUCUAUCUUUCUCUCUCCCCAAUUUCUCUUCCUCUUUCCCAGUGAGUAUCUAUUUUAUAUCUUAGACAAAAGUUCCUCUUAUGUAUGGUAUUUUGUGAGUUGGAUUUUUUCUAUUUUAUUGCUUUCUAUAGUGGUUCAAGGUAGUUGACUGCAAGAGGCUUCAAGAAAAGUUUCUGAUUAGCUAUUGUUAGUGUGGUGAUCUACAAUUUUUCUGCAUCCCAUUCUGGGAUGUGAUUUACAAAUGAAUUUUCUGCAUGAAUUGCAUAGAAUAACCUAGCUUGCAUGAUGUGAGGUAAUGGUUUAUAAUGAUGUUAUUUUCUUGUGGGUAUUUAUUUUUACCCACCUUACAAUAAUUCCAAGUUUGCAUUUGGAAGCUGUAGAGAUUUCGUAUCUUGAAAAAUGUUUAUAUCUCUAAAGCUUUUAUGUAUUCUUUACACAUUGUGAUGUUUUAUACAUGUGAACUUAAACAAAUCAAAAGUCUUGAUGUGAUUUUUAAUGUAAAGGCAGCUCUGUUAGCUAUGGUCCUAAUUUGAGAACUGUUAAAUGUUGUUUAAUUGUGCUAAGACUGCAGAUUGCAUGCUCACCAUGUGCCAGCAAGCUAUGCUGUUUUGAUAAUAUUCCUGAAUUUGGAUUUUUUGUAUUGCUUUGUCAAUGAGACAGUUUAAUUGUGUUUUUUUUUUUUUUUUUUUGUUUCUUUUGAUCUUUAUUGAAGCAAGUGAAUUAAAUUUGGGAUCACAUUUGGGAACAGACAGAACUAGCUCUUUAUGUUCGUGUAAAGUUGUUAGAAUUUCCUACCUUGCUGUAAAAAUGCCAGCACAUUUAAUUAUUAUCUUGAUAACAUUUGAGAAUUGUGUUAUAUUUUGAGUUUGCACAUGAUUCUCUUUAUGCAGAUACCCUGUAUGCCAGGCCCCUUUAAUAUUAUCCAUUAUAUGCUCCCUGGCUGACUAAAGUGUAAAAUGCUUUUAAGUAACAUUUUAGCUUUCAGCUAUGAAGUGCAUUUGUAAUAUAUUCUGUAUCUACUUGGUUUGCGAUGUGCUGCUAGUCUGAGAAAAGUCAUUAUUGUUCCAAAAAAAUUGUUGGCUUGGAGUUUCUUUGUUUUUGUUUUUUAAUUUGGACUUAUGGAUGGACACACGUUGUAGCAAGAUUCUUGCUACUUGAUUUUGUAAGCCUGGAAGCUUUUGCAGUGUAUUGACGCUAUUAUGUGGUGUGUUGUGAGGGGCCGCAGUGCAUUCUUUAACAGGACAUAUCAAUCACGGAGCCCAAAUUACAGUGUGGGAAACAUUGGAUAAAUGUUGCAUUAGAGUGCGGAAGCCCUGCUCAUAUUUAAGCUGUGCUCAUCCCCUUUGGAAAAGUUGAUUGUAAGCUGAGUUAUUUGAACCGGCCAUAAGUAAAUAAAUGUAAUUGUAUUGGAUGCUGAGUUUUAUUUUGAAGCAAAGGUGGUCAGCUGUGUAAUGAAGGCUUUACAUUCAAAUCUUUUUAUCACUACAAUGUCUUUAGCAAAAUGAAAACAUCAGUGUAUUAAUGACUGGAAAGUACAAUGCCAUGUAUUUGUGCAGUGAAUGUAAAAUAAAUUGUAACAGUUCAGUAAGAA